AUGAAUGUGCAACUAACAAAGCUCGAUGAUGUCUCUACGACAAGCACUGGUGCCCCUCCUCCUGCCCUGUUCACAGAUCAUGUCAACACCAAGAUCGCGUGUCUUGCAUGCCGUGACAAGAAGCUGAAGUGCGACAAGAAGCUUCCCUCUUGUUCCAGAUGUCUCUUUAAAAAUGUCGCAUGUGUUUAUCUCUCUCAUAAGAAGACUGGUCCUAAACCUGCCGGUGCUGACUUUAAUGGUAAAGUUGAGUCCGAGCGCGUCACUUCCUAUUUGUCCCCAGAUCCCAAGAGAAUCCGAACCAGUUUCUCUGAUUCCUCGCAAUUUUCCUCCCACUCUGUUGUCACAACGACCGCCAGCAGUGGUGAAUCUACAAAUUCUAUUCAGAGGAAGCGCCAUAUAAAUAACCAUCCUUCGGGGCCUUCUUCAAUAGUUCCUAGGAUAUCGUCCCCAUCUACUGAUUCUCAUCAUCACCAUGAAGAACAGAAUUUAAGCAGUUUUCUUUCAGCAUCGGAGAAUGAGUCAUGGGAGGAUAUAUUGGGCCUAAGCGACGUUGGAUUAACAAUGGAUGAUGUCAACAGGUUUCACAAUUUGUACUUCCAUUCAAACAUUCGAAUCUUCAAGUAUUCUGCUUUAAGGUAUUAUUCCAAGUUCAAAAAUGAUCCGGUCUCUGUCUUACAUUAUUCUUACAUGAUUUGGACUAUUGCUGCAUUUAAUAUCCCGGAAUACGAGUCUAAAGUCGCCGGGAUCUACAAGAAGGGGGUUCGCAUUCUUGAUUUGUAUUGGAAUUCCGGUGAAGAUACAACGAGAAUAGACAGCUUAACCUACCUACAUACUUUAUGUCUCAAAGCUCAUUAUGAGUUCCUUUCUGGCAAGGAAGUCAGCUCGGCGAUGACCAUCUGUUCCUCUGUUCGUAUGGCUCAAAUGAUGGGUUAUGAUCAAAUAGAUCUUUCUCCGAAUACUUUGACCACACCAACUGUCUUCUUUAAAACUUUUCCAGGAAGUGUCACCGAUCCUGGUUCCAAGGAAUUUUCUUACGAAUUCAAUAUGGAUGAUAACUUGGACCCCGAAAUUCCUCUCAUAGAAGAAAAGCGUCGUGUAUUCUGGGAAGUGUAUGCCAUUGAUAAGUGGUAUUCAUUGGUGACCGGCUUGCCCUGUGCAUUUUCCGUCGACAGUCACUCUCUAAUAUGCACAAAACUUCCUUCUCCAACUACUUUUCUUCCCUUGAAUGGUGAUUCGGAUCCUUCAAGUCAGAUGACUGGCGAAGAUCAAAGCAGUUAUUACCUUCACGAAGCCAUGCAGAAACUUGAUAAGAAUCAGGUUCUUAUUGACUUGAAUUCUUCGUCCUCAAAGGUAUUACUUCUCACGAUCUCUGAAAACAUUAUCAAGUGGUGUAAAAUGUUCUUAACCAUUGUCGAGCUCGAUACUUUGAGAACUGAUCAGAGUUUGCGAGCCAUUCGGCUGAAAAUCGACGAGUUGGUUCGUAAUUUUGAGAACUUACAAAGCAACCUUCUCUUCUUUGAUUUGACCACCGAACCGCUUAUGAAUAUCGUCAUCAACAACACAACUAUAUUGCUCUAUCAGAGUAUAUUGUUGAAGCUCAGUAGUUUGUUUGACCUUCAAUUGAACGAAGAUUCAACUGGUGCAACUAUCUCUGCCACAGAGAAGUCGAUAUUUACUGAUAUCCUUAGAGAGGCAUCAGAGUUAAGUACCAAGCUUGUGGAGAGCUUCAUUAAAAAGCCGCGUAUAGAACAUCAUCUCAAAAAGGCUCCCGUUUUCAUUAUUUUUUGCAACAGCUUGAAGUCGCUACUUCAAUGUACUGCCUAUAUCAAAAGAUUUCAGUCGUUUUUGGUUAUUGAUCCCAGAAAGGAAGCCGACUUAGAGCAUUUGAUACAGACCACUAGGAUCACUGUUAACGAACUUAAUCAGAAGCAAAAUACCGUAUGUAAAGUUCGCAUGAUUCUUGAUAAGGGUACAGGCAUGGUUGAGCAGUCGCCACGUGAUUUUUCCUUCUUUGAUUCAUUUCUUGAUAUCUGGUGA
Brettanomyces nanus is the source of this 2037-nucleotide messenger RNA. RefSeq lists its product as uncharacterized. NCBI's taxonomy places the organism in Eukaryota, Fungi, Ascomycota, Pichiomycetes, Pichiales, Pichiaceae. The record is from RefSeq and is a predicted model, not a curated record. Gene Ontology annotation, biological process: regulation of DNA-templated transcription; DNA-templated transcription. Gene Ontology annotation, molecular function: DNA binding; zinc ion binding; DNA-binding transcription factor activity, RNA polymerase II-specific. Gene Ontology annotation, cellular component: nucleus. The coding region runs from base 1 to 2037 and encodes 678 amino acids. The transcript has a single exon.